Messenger RNA from Volvox carteri f. nagariensis, 5256 nucleotides. RefSeq lists its product as uncharacterized. NCBI's taxonomy places the organism in Eukaryota, Viridiplantae, Chlorophyta, Chlorophyceae, Chlamydomonadales, Volvocaceae. Bases 1 to 5256 code for a protein of 1751 amino acids. Gene Ontology annotation, molecular function: ATP binding; ABC-type transporter activity; ATP hydrolysis activity. The transcript has 23 exons. The record is from RefSeq and is a predicted model, not a curated record.
AUGAUUGAUCAAAAACAGGAGGCGACACGGGCGGAAAGCCUUCGACUGCAAGUCGGCGUGUGGACAAUUUGCCUCUUCCUCCUUACCCUCAUGCCCGUUCGUUCGCUGCACAAGCCCGGUCCAAACCUAUCGCCUUGUGGUCAGAUACCGUCCGACGCAUGUGCGCGCACCCAGAAAUGUAUCCUUAACCUGGACUGCCGUGCAGCACACUUGACGAAGGAUACCAUCGAACGAUGCUUCUUCGUUCAUUCUUCAUAUCCUGCACGACGCGAUGGCCCGGGUGCAGUCUGUGUUCCCUUUUCAUUCAUGCCUAAUUCUGCGAAACGUACAAAAGCAUGCACAUGUUCCGCACCCAGGUUCUGCAGCCGUACCUCUCUGGCAUCGCUUCCCGGCACCUGUACCAGCUGCUGGCAGUGCUGCUUGUUUCCCAAGGUGUACGGCACCACAGCAUGUGACAGUCGCUGCCGCUGCGCUGCUUCUCAGCCCUGCUCCAUGUCCGGCGACUGCGGCCCUGGCGAGUUCUGCGCCGUACUUCUCUCCCGCAGCGAGCUGCCCGUCUGCCAGCCCUGCCACCUGUGCCGCAACAACUCCCAGGCCUUGCAGGGCUCGUGCGCAGAUUCCUGCUCCUCGGGGGCGCUCGACGACAACGGAGUGCCGCAGGGGGCGGAAGCACACUUCAUGUUCGCGGCAUUUGACAUCGCAAACCACGCGGUAGCGCGCAUGGGGAUGACGACAGUGGCGUCCACAGAGUCAGACGCGCUAACCAUCUUCGUGUCGGAGGAUUCACUUCGGGUCUGGCUGGAUAAACAGCCACAGGAGACCAACAGCCCACGGAAAGGCUGUGGAAUCCCUUGCCACAAGGCGGAUCAAACGCCAGGCUUAUCUCAUUACGGGUGCCCUGCGGGUCAGCGCUGCUCUCCGCGUUCGUGGGUGUCCUUGCCCGGCGACGUGAUCACGCUGGGCGGCACGUCGUUGCUGAAGGUAUCUAAUGCCUUAUGGUGGGAUUGGGAUUGGAAAGGAUGUCCGCUAACGCAUGUGAUGAAUCGCGUACAUGCUGCUGCACGUUCAUGCAUAUACACCACGUUAUACAUGCAUAAGCAGGCGGCUCGUUGUGUGCCAUGUGAGCCGGGUACAUACUGUCCAGAGGGUACCUUUGUGGAGGAGCAGGAUGACUUCAACUUCAUGGCGAGUUUGGUCUGCCCAAAGGGCUACUAUUGCCCCACACCAGCUGAGAAGUAUGAAUGCCCCGCUGGCUACUUCUGCCCAGAACGCUCAACUGCCAACAUUACGUGCGACUACAUGUUGAUGCUUGGACCGCAGGUCGGAAAUGUGUUCGUCCCAGCGUACAAGAGUUUUGCCAUGGACACAGCAACGCAAGCUACCAGCGAUCGCCGACCGCUGAAGGGGAACUACUGCCCCAACCGUUCUACAGCACCAAGCCAAAGCUGCAGCCCCGGCUACUACUGCCCCGACCCGUCCCUGGAGAUCCUUUGCCCUCCUGGCCACUACUGCCGCGCGGAGAGCAUCCAGCCCACGAGCUGUCCGCCCCUUACACUGUGUGCUGCUGGCUCUAAUGCACCGCGCAUCUGGCCGGCGGCAGUGGCUGUGUUUUGUGGCCUGGCAUUCUCUGUAUAUGUGGCUGGAGUCAUGACGACGAAGCUGAACGCUUUGAAGGCCCCUAGGUCGCAUGCCGACUACAAUGCCGACCAGGACAAGCGAGCCGCUGCUGCGCGAACCCUGCGGAGGUUUAUUGCACGAUUCCACAACGGCCAAGUGACGACGAGGAGGAGGCAGGUAGCGUGGCGCGUGGAGCCUCAUAGGCUGGAAAUGAAGGAGCUUGGGUGGGUGGGACCUGGCCGGCCGGGAAAGCCAGCUGUGCUGCAGUGUGUUACGGGCUGCUUCGAGCCGGGAAAUAUGUCCGCCAUCUUGGGUCCCUCCGGCUGCGGCAAAUCAAGCCUCCUAGCGCUGCUGGCGGGGAGAGGCUGGCCUCUGAGCAGCGGGGAAGUCCUGGUCAACGGCAAACUGGUCACCAAACCGAAGGAAUUAAGGCAUGUCACCGGCCUCGUACCGCAAGACGACAUCCUAAGCGCGGAUCUGACCGUGCAGGAGAUAUUUGACUUCAGUGCUGCGCUGCGGCUGCCCAAACCAUCAUCCUUUGCUGCGAGCCAUAGUGGCAAACACUUGGAUGGCAGCACUGUUGGCGCAGCCGGAAACGAAAACGUUGCAGGCGCGCUCUCCUGCUUCAUAAGCAAUGCGGAAAGCAUCAAGCCACAAUGCAGCGCCGGCGGUGCUUCUGGCGGGGAGGUCGCUGCAAAGGUGAUGGGAGGCAACGGCAACGGCAGCAAGUACUCUCGCGGGUUUUUGGCUAAACGGGAGCGGAAAAAGCUCGUGGAGGAGGUACUGCUUAUGUUAGAUCUCUCGGUGCUCCGGAACCAGCGCGUUGGCAGCGUUGCCGACAAGAGCUUGAGUGGAGGUCAGCGCAAGCGUGUCAAUAUCGGUGUGGAGCUUGUGGCUCGGCCCCCGGUGUUGCUGUUGGACGAACCAACCAGCGGACUGCCGCACCAGGACGCGGCCUGCAGCUCCGACGUGCUCAUGUCCCUGUCUGACUUGGUGGAGGAGCGCGGCUUCAACGUUAUCAUGGUGGUACACCAGCCGCGGCGGACUGUGUACGAAUUGUUCAAUACGAUAAUGGUGCUGGAUCGUCAAGGGCGCAGCGUGUAUAAUGGAAAGCCUGAUGAGGCUAGGAGCUACUUUUUACGCCUGGGAUACACGUCCAUCCCCGAAAAUGAAAACGUGGCAGACACUAUCCUGGAUAUUAUCAUGGGUAAGUACUACAGCCCAGAAGUCUCUUCGGGUAAACUUCCCAUCAAGGAACCGCCAGUGUCUCCGGUCGUUGAUAAGCCUGCUGCUGACUACGCAUCGAACGUUAGCUCACCAACGGAAAAAGGCGCGCCAGCGGGCUCACGCACUACCAGUAAUCGGACGGUCGCCAGCCGCGCCAACAGCCAGGGGACGCCAGACCUAUCGGAAGGCCUCGUAAGCAUCGUCACGCACGAGUUUGACAGGAUACUGGGCGAAGGAGCGGCAAAAAGGGGUGACAGUUUGAACCGGGAAGGCUUGCUGAAGCUUUUUAAGAGACUUGGGCAAAAAGGCCGGGAGGUGGAGGCUUUUGUGCAGGGCCUCCUUGAGGAGGCGGACGGUAUGCGUGCACGGGGUUCCUCUGCGAUGGAUUAUGCGCCAAAGCCUCAGGCGCCGCAAACGCCGCAGAACCAGACGCCGCUUGGUGCCUCCAGCAGCAGCAAAGCUUUGAUCUGUCUUGCAUCAGCAGGACCGCCGGGAGUAAGCCGCCAAGAAUUGUUGGCUGCGCUGCAAAAGGUUCUAAAUGAUGAACUGAAGGUGGGAGGUCUGCGUUCUCCCCCACCUAGCCGUGGCAAGCACCCAUCCUUCGGCAGGAAGGACACCGCCCGCCGGGAUGGUCUCAUGUCACAAAGCCUGCAGGGCCUUUUUUGCAAAAAGCCAGCCCCCGCCAACGUCGCGCAAGUGAUGCCGGCAGAAGCCACAUGCGAAAGCGGCGCAGCAGCUGUCCAUCAGACGAACUUUAGCAGCAAUGGAGCUACCGCCGGGGUCCCUCCCACUUGCCCGCAGCAGCUUAACCUUUCGCUGCAGCUUGCUACCAUCCAGCGGGCCCCUGAAGGCAAUGGGCUCCAUUCGGCACGUUCGCAAGAGCCGGGAUCUCCCGAACCCCAAGCCGCGGAGUUUACUACGAACGCCAGGCAACCCAUCAGGUCACCGCCGCAGCUGGAGCUGCCGGAGGACUGUGAGCAGCCUUCAGCAGAGGUGUCGCGGCCGUCUCCUUUCUGCCUAGCACAACACCAAAGGACCGUCCUGGAGGACGGAGAUGGCAAGGCUGCCUUCGAUAAUCCUCCGGCAAGCAUUGAUCACAGUGGGCUGCAAUUGAGGAAGGCGGGUAGCAGUGCAGUUGUACUUAGCGGCCCCAUCGAUAUCGUACAGCAGGUUGCAGUCAGGGGGCUACCCAGCCGGUUGUCGCAGGUGGCCACAUUCUCCCGGAGGGCCAUGCUACAGUCCUCUCGAGCUUACUGGCCAUCCAGCAUGUUUGAGGUAGCGCUUCUGCUGACAGCAGCCGCAGCCGUCGGGGCAAAUCAGGGCCGCUACUGGGGCGCGACCGAUGUGCCCGGCAACCUGGUGAUGUCCCUGCUGUGCCUUGCUGUACUUGCAGUUGUACAGCAUCUUCGUACAUUUUCCAGCAAUCGUCUUGUCGUCCACCGGGAGCGCAGCGCAGGGCUCUCCAUUACGGCCUACUUUACUGCGCGCUGCCUGGUAGAUGUGCCCUGGAUUGUCGUCGCACCCAUUUAUUUCUCAUUACCGUACUACGUGUUAACCGUACCCCGAGCCUCGUAUUUGUGCUACUACGCGCUGAGUGUUGCUGUAUGGUGGUGGGCGUCGGGCCUGUCGUAUUUGGUGACCGCUACACCAUUCUUACCGAAGACAGCUGCACCCACCGCCGCCGUGCUGCUGACCCUCAUAGCGGGUGCGCUGCUCAACGGCGUGAGCGCGCCAACUCUGGCUCAGUCCCGAGGAAACACAGUCACGGAAAUUGUGCUGGGCUUUUCGUUCAGCCGUUGGGCUGUCGAAGCGCUAUCCAUUCUGGAACUUGAUAAGUACCUGGAUUCCCACGGCAACGUGAUUUUGGCCAUGUAUGCUCAGAAGGGCUUUUGCCGCGUGGAUAUGGCUCUAAAGGAUGAGAAUGGCAGUAGCACUUUGGAUACCGCGUUAAUGGCACUCAUUAAUAAGCAAAGCCCUAGCUCCUUCGUGCGUCACUACUGCCACGACGACUGGCGCAGCGCUCUAAGCAUUCUGUUCUGCCUGGGCCUGGGCCUGCGGAUCGUGGCCUGCACGGUCCUGGCAUAUGACAAGAAGAUCUUAGAAUGGUGGGGCAAUAUGUGGCUCUGCCUUUCGCGCAGCGGAGUUUCCUGCAGCAAGGAAGCAGCCGAUUCCAGUGCUCAUGGCGAUGAUGAUGACGAGGCGGAGGAGGAUGGCGAGGGCGGGGAGAAGGAAGCACGACAGCUGGAAUGGCCUGGCGUGCCGUCGACGGUGGCGGCGGUGAACAGCAGCAAUUUUCCAGGGGCUCUUGCCGCACAGGCUCCCAGGGGCGCCGCGAGAAUUUGGUGUCCCAACAUGGAUCUGACCGCACUCUCUUUCGAGACAAGUAUCGAGCCGCCGAUCAAGCACUGCUGA